CGAGAUUCUAUUUGCAUCGUGAACUAAUAACUUAUUUGUUACGGCUGCAUUGAUAACGGUGUUGGUUUAAAAUCGUAAUUCUCUUAAAAUAAAACGAAGCUGUUUGUUCCGUGUGUGAUGAUCAUCCAGCGAUGAUGUGCAAUCCCGUGGCGCUGUUGUUGUUACUGGCCCUCACCGGCGCGCUCGCAGCUCCGGCCAUGUACGACGAUUAUACGGAGGAGGUCCCACAGAAACGAGCAGCCCUAGUGUUGGACCGGCUCCUGGUGGCUCUUCAGAAGGCGCUCCAUGAAGACAACGGGCCACCACGCGGGUACGACCGCAUAGACCCGAAUGGGCCCCGCACUGCCCCGCUGCGGCUGGCCGACGAUGAGAUCAAUGACUUGAGCGCGCUGCAGCGACGCGGCAGCGGCAACGGCCGGGGCAGAGUCCUGCGAUGUUACUUCAACGCCGUCACCUGCUUCUAAGUUCCUAUUUACUGUUGUGUAUCAAUAAACUAAUCACAUAGUGUAUCAUAACGAAUAUUCUAUAAGUACCUACAUAUAACUCUUAAUGUAAUUUAACAUAGGAAUUUAUUUGGGUAUUUUAAAAGCUUAUGUAAAACUGACUUGAUGUCUCCAAGUGAUUCUUUUGUGCCAAAUUACUACGCGUUAUAUUACAACUCUUGGUAAUAUGUACUUUACUAUGUACAAGGGUAAUAUGUAAUGUAUAAAAACUAUUGUAAUAUUAUAUCACGUAUUGUUCUUGCCGUUCGAAUUUAUUCCCUGUAAAUAUCCAAUAAUAAAAUUUUUGUUGCAAUAA
Molecule: messenger RNA, 798 nt
Organism: Helicoverpa armigera (cotton bollworm)
Lineage: Eukaryota; Metazoa; Arthropoda; Insecta; Lepidoptera; Noctuidae
Exons: 4
Coding region: 132-464 (110 amino acids)
Source: RefSeq, a predicted model, not a curated record